This is a messenger RNA of Labeo rohita (rohu), 1419 nucleotides long. RefSeq names its product MyoD family inhibitor (gene mdfi). The transcript is spliced from 5 exons. The record is from RefSeq and is a predicted model, not a curated record. Bases 554 to 1315 code for a protein of 253 amino acids. Lineage: Eukaryota; Metazoa; Chordata; Actinopteri; Cypriniformes; Cyprinidae.
GUCAGAGUAAUCAGCCCUCAAUGUCAUUUCCUGUCGAACAGUCUUGGGCUGAGUGCGCGACUGCUGCUGCUGUGUGAGAGUCCUCAGCUACAGUGCGAGAGCUCGAAACACUGAAGAACGACCUCAACAACUUUCAUCGUUACUGGAAAUUAGGAGAAUUUGAGAGGAAAACACUUUUCGUAGUCGUUUACAGCUGUUUGUUUUUCGUCUUCCUUUAGUGUAGUGAGAAACAACAGACUCUUUUUCCUACUUUACGAUGUUUUCUGUCAAGUUUUUGGACUCUGAAAGAGUUUGAAGACGAAGAUAAAUCAACGCUGGAGUUAGCUGGCGAGAUAAACAGAUGAGGAACAACGAGGGUCAACAUUCAUGUAAAUAAUAAAACAGCUCAAUACUUGAAGAGAGAGAUACAUGAAGAGAAAGAAAAGAUUUUUCCCCGCUACACGGGACACUUGAAAGUUUGUUUUGCGCUAACACUAAAAGAUGCUUCACUGAAACAACACUGGUACGGAGUGACCUUUGCAGGGUAAUUUCUAGUCACCUGGCUCCAGAACAGAUGUCCAAGGAGGACCACAGCCACAGCGCCAGCCCGCCCGAACCUCCAGAUGGAGCCCAACCGGACAGUCCGCCCCUGGAAAAACUCACCACGCCAUGCACAGGGAAUGAAACCGGUGAGCAGACAGCACAGAAUUCAAACACCCCACCCAUGGAAAAGACAGGAGACGUGGAGAAUGGCAACAACAACAACAGCUUGUCCCAACCGGACCUCACUAGCACUCCUGGCAAAAGCAUAACAUAUCAACCUCAGGCACGGUCUACGCCCAUACACCCCACCCUCUCCAACUCGACCGAAUCAGCGGCACUGCUGAGGAGAGACAGCAAGCCGCACAGCAACGGUGUCCGAAAUGGAACCUUUUCACGAGCCGCCUCGUCAACCUCCUCAUCUUCAUCCACAGCCCAUAAAACCCCCAAGAAGCUACAGUCGAACCCAUCCAUCAACAGUCAGAGAAGCAAAGGUAGCUCCAAAUCCAACAGCUCCCAGAUCCCCACAGAGGCCCAGGAUGAUUGCUGUGUCCACUGCAUCCUGGCCUGUCUGUUCUGCGAGUUCCUCACACUGUGCAACAUCGUGCUGGACUGCGCCACAUGCGGCUCCUGCGCAUCGGAUGACUCGUGUUUCUGCUGCUGCUGCGCUUCAGAGGAAUGCGGUGACUGCGACCUGCCCUGUGACAUGGACUGUGGCAUCAUCGACGCGUGCUGCGAGUCUGCAGACUGUCUGGAGAUCUGCAUGGAGUGCUGCGGGCUGUGUUUCUCCUCCUGAAACUCCUGUAGGGGGCGCUGCCUCUUUCACUGAUUUGGGACCUGAGAAGAAACACAGAAAGGAUGACAUCCGAUGAUCAGGAGUGGAUGCAAACCUAGUUGGAG